Messenger RNA from Rotaria sp. Silwood2, 5611 nucleotides. NCBI's taxonomy places the organism in Eukaryota, Metazoa, Rotifera, Eurotatoria, Philodinida, Philodinidae. The record is from the annotation of a GenBank genome assembly.
AUGAGUGCUGAUGCUCAUUGCACGUUCGAUUUAUGUACAUGCCGAUUUCAUGCUAAUAUAAGCGAAAAUGGUCGACUAAAAAUUGAUUACUUUGGCGAAAUUAGACAUAAAAAAGGUGAAACACACGCUCGACCAAUACGUGGUUCUCGUCGUGAAGAAUUACAGAAAUUUACUGGGUUGGGUGUCACACCAGGUGCACUUCAUCUUCAACAACUUAAAUCAAUGUCAGUAGCUAAUAAAGAAGCAGGAAAUAGAAAUGUAGUCGGAUCUAGUCGUUCAGUAAUACGUAAAAUAUCAAGUGAAGCUAAUGUUAAAUUACGUCGAGACGAUGAUUUAGAUAAAAGUCUUCGUGAAUUAAAAGUUGAACAAGCAAAGAAAAUUUUUCCUGGUGAAGUUAUACCUGGAUAUUUACAAGAAAUAAGUACUGAUCCAUUGCGAUUAAUUUGUUUUACCGCAGGAGGUAUAGCUACUUACCAUCGCUUCGCUUCUAGUAUGCCAUUAUCAUGGGAUGCAACAGGUGGAAUUAUAAUUAAUUAUGGUAAACGAAUCUUUUAUUAUGAAUUAACGAUGUCCAGUCUUCAAAAAGGUGGUUCAUCACUUCCAAUUACGGUAAUGGUUAGUGCGUCUCAUGGUACUAUGGAUAUUGUUCAUUGGAUGAAUUGUUUUAUCGAAAAAUAUAAACAAGUCUACGGUUUUUCCAAUACAUUCCCGAAGCCACCAAUUAUUCAUUGUGAUCGUUCACCAGUUUUUCUUCUUGCCAGUAUUCAAGUCUUCAACGGUGAUGAAACUAUGAAUCGUUAUAUUGAGCGAUGCUGGCGAAUUAUUCAACGAACUGCUACCAAACGUGACUUAGAAGUAACAAUUGUACAUGCAUGUCUUGGUCAUUUUAUGAAAAACGUCAAACGGAAUGCAUCGAAAGUCUUAGGCAAAAAACAGAUCUCACUUGGAAUGUGGUUCAUGGCAUUACUUGUUAAUAGUAAUACAUUGGAUGAAAUGAUAAUUAUUUGGCGAAACAUCUGUAUUGUUCUUCUAAGUACUAAUCAAAAUGAUCAAUUUAAAAUAUCAUUAUCAACACUAUCCAAAAUGGCCGACCAGAUGAAUGGUGAUCCAGAGAAGACGAAUUUUGUUCUUCAAGGCGACAAUGAUGAUACUACACAUGAUGUUGGAACUGACGAAGACGAUCCUUUCCAUAUAGAAUCAUCAUUCAAAACAUUAUUUAUCACAAUCUAUCAACAGUCUAAAGAUUUAUUAAAGAUGUACGAUGCUUCUGAAUGGAAAGAUCUACCAGCUAAUCCAUUAUUUUCAGCAGCAUAUUUAACUCGUAUUCUUAAAUUAUACAUGCCAACAGCACCUAUUUGGAGCAAUCUUCUUCUCGGUAAUUUUGCUCAACGUUAUGGAUAUUCUUUAGAAUCGGUGGUACCACCAUGCUCAUGCCAUUUUGGUCGAACAACUGGUGUUUCUGAAUCGCAAAUGCGAGUAUUAAAAGAAGCAAUACUUAGUAAAAAGAUGUAUACAAGAAUCGAUGAAGUUAUUAGCAAAUUAGGAGAAACAAUUGAAGCAGUGGAAAUUCAGUUUGCCGAUUUCAUAUUGAUAAAAAGAACAAAAAGUCGAUUACUGCCUGCGAAAAAACAGAAAAAAAUUGAAGAACCAUGGAACAAACAUAAGAAGACUGGAAAACCUGCUACAGGUAUAUAUACGUCCACGACACCAUCGAUGAAUCUCAUGGCUAUGGUGAAUACACGUUUGUUAGGUCGAAAUGAUGAUGUUAAUUUAGAUGUUGGGCAACUUCCAUCGUUCGUAAAAAUUGAGAAUGCUGGUAAUACUUGUUGGUUCAAUAGUAUAUUACAAAUGUUGUUAGCAUCUGGUCAUAUUGUUGAAACAAUACGUAAAUUUCAUAUUAUUGAUAAAGAUUUAGUACCGGACAAAGUUAUGGUAUUAAACAACAUAUUAAACGCUUUCAUAUCUAAAUCUAUCAAUAGGCAUGCUAAUGGAAGACAAGUAAUUAUAAACAAAAGUUUUAUUAAAGAUCAUUUUGGAUUUCUUCGUUGGGCUGGCUUUAAUAUUGAAACUUAUAAACAAUAUUGUGUGUUCGAUUUUUUUCAAGCAGCCAUCAUACCACUUCUUUUAUUCUACAAUAUUAAUUUUCAAUAUGUUCUUGAAACAUCUAUGCAAUGCUCCUCCUGUCAAGAAAUCACUUCAAUUACUCGAGAAACAUGGAGCUAUCUUUUCGUGGAUCAAACAACAAAGGAAGAGACUAUUGAUAGUAUUAUGGCUGAUCUAUUUGGUCCAGUAUUGAAUAUGCAGUUAUGUCUUCACUGUUUAAAAAAUGAUCUUCAUCCUACAUCAAUGUCAAUAUUAAAUUGUCCGAAAAAUCUUUUUCUUCGAUUUGAUCCGCUGGUGACCAAAAAUCGAAAACGUCCUAAAUUAACAGAACAUGUAGAUUUUGCAAAAAUUUUAUCAAAUAAUGUUAUAUGCACUAGUUCAUAUUCACGUUAUACAUUACAAUCAUUUAUUCUAUUCACUGGUACAGAUGAUAAUGGACAUUAUGUGACAUAUGCGCGAUGGAAACAAGAUUGGUAUUGUCUCAAUGAUACAAAUAUUACAUUAGUGAAAUUGUCAAGUAUUUUUGAAGAUCAAGGUAAAGAUCAACCAGUUAUGAUGGCUCAUUUUACUCGGCCAUCUGAACUCGACGUAUUUUCAUCAGCAUUAUGGAACGUUUUCACAAAUUUUUCACCAAUAAAUGUAUCAUUAACACCACAUUUAUCAUUGAAUGAUGCUGCGAAUUAUUUUGCAAAACAUUAUCUCAUUGAAAAUAAUCCACUCAACUUAGUGGUUAUUAAAUUAUUCAAUUGCUCAAGUUGUAAAACAGAAACUUUUACUAUUGCUCGAAUGCAUGAAGUUUGGCAAAUGAAAAAAGAUGCAUCACAUGUUACUCAUAAAAUGAAUUCUUUUAUGUACGAAGAAAUCAAAUGUUCGUCUUGCAAAACAUCUGGAUUGACUAAUUUUGUUUUAUAUGAUAUACCACGGUUUCUUCUAUUGAAAACUGAAAGUGUUGGUAAAGAUUGUAUAAGUUUAAUUGAUGAUAUAAAUCAAAUUCGUAUUCGACCAUUUGAUACGCAUUUACCAUUCCACUAUCAUGUUCAAACAGUCUUAAUCGUACUUGAAGAAGAUGAAAUAGUUUAUUUAAGAAAGACUACCAAUGGUUAUUCAUCUUUGAAUAAAACUACUGGUCAAUUUGAAGAAUUGCGUAAUGUAUCAGCAUAUGAAACAGGUCUAGCAUCACGUUGGAUAACAUUCGUUUAUGAAACUGAUGAAAAUGUCUUCUAUCCACCAUUGAUCGAUAAAAUAACUUUUGAUCAAAGUACUUUAGCAGAAAGUGUGGAACCAGAUAUAUGGACAAUCGAUACUGUGCAAGAUCUUUUACCAACAUUUACUGACAUUUUAAGAGUCGGUCCUAUACAAAUCAAAAGAGAUGAUAUUAAACUAUUGCUGGAUAAUGAUGGUGAUAUUAAUGAUUUGAUUAUAGAUGCUCAUUUAUUUAUAACUGCAACUACAGCAACAUUUCACAAACGAGUUUUAGCGAUGGAUACUCAUACAGUAUCUGAAAUAAUUCAGAAGAAAAUAAAACACAUUAAAAAAUCAUGGUCCGAUUACGAUAUUAUUCUCUGUCCGAUCAAUCAAAAACAUCAUUGGUAUUUAGUAAUAAUUGAUCUGGAACGAAAUUUAAUAAUUGAAUAUGACUCAUUACCUACACAUGAUCUUCCACGUCAACAAAACCUACAACGUCUCAUACAUAUGAUAAACAUUCACAAUUUUUUAAAGAAUGGAACUGAUAUAGAUUUUCAAAGUGGUUGGAAACUAUCUCAACCAAGUGAAGAUUUCGACUUACAUCAAAACGAUCAACAUUCAUGUGGUGUCUAUCUUUUAACACAAGCUAAAGCAUACAUCAAUCGUGAACAACAUCAACCUAUUCCACAAGAUGAAAUCAAUCUAUAUAGACAUCAAAUAGCUGAAGAAAUACUUCGGAAAGCAGAACCAAUAUCCGAUGACAGUAUAUCAGACGUAAGUACAAGUAAUUUCCGCAUACCAGAUAACUUGACUGGAAUUCUAUUCAAUAGAUAUCCGACAUAUACGUCCCAAACACUAAUCAACGCAUCAAAAAAACAACGAAAAAAACAUCAACGAAACCGAAACAUCAACUGAAAUGAAAACAAAAGAACACUUUUUUUUUAUAAUUAAACAAAAUAAAUAAAACGAAGCCAUUCAAAAAACGACAAUAUAGAUAAUCCUCACACAAUAUAUAUCAUUUUUGUCAUUCGACUCCAAAACAGACACCAGAGUACGAUGAUCAUCAUUCUUUCGAACGCUUUUCACGACCGAUUGUCUUUCUACAAGUUUUCUAUUCAUGCUCAGCAUAAAUAUAUCCAUUGAGUGAUGUCUUACCUCUUUUUCUGACGAAAACUAAAUUCCGAAAAAAUCCACCAUAAUCUCUGAACUUACCGUCAUAACCCGAAAAUAACUAGCAUUCCUCUCUUCGUCAAGCGUUUAAAAAUCGAUUUUCCCUCUAAAGAAUCGAUCCUACUGCAGAGAAUUGAAUUCUGUAUCGAAUGAUGUAUUUGUUCUCUCUCCACAAUGGACGAUGGGCCCGCCAAAAUAUCUUGCAAUACUUCAACCAACCCUACGACUCAUGUGAGUCGGAUCUUUUUUUCCGACGCAAGGGCCUGUUCAAAACUGAAUUUCUCUAUAGCGCUGACAUGAUCUUAUAGAGAAUUGAAUUCUCUAUCGAAUGGUAUAUCCACUCUGCCGUUGCAAUAGAAACUCUAUCCACAGAAGCCGAUCCCAGUUUCGUGAGUCCUCGCUGAAAACUGUAAUCCAGAUCUUUUCUUCCUUCGGAAGCCCGCUCCAGAAAUCGAUUCCCUCUAUGGUGAAUAUUCCAUCUUGCAGAGAAUUCAAAUCUCUAUCGGAUGGUAUAUCCACACUCCCUUUGUUAUGAAAACUGUAUCCACAGGAGCCAAUGACAACUCCCAAAACCCUCCCUAAAAAGUGUGACGGAGAUCUUUGUUUCUUUCGGAAGCCCCUUGCAGAAAUCGAUUCUCUCUAUCAUGAAUAUUCCAUCUUGUAGAGAAUUAAAUUCUCUAUCCGACGGUACACGAAGUCUCCCGUUGCAAUGGACACUCUAGCCACAGGAGCCGAUGAGACUUGCGAGAAACCUCGCUGAAAAGUGCUACAGCGAUCUUUUUUUCCUGUGGAAGCCCCCUCUAGAAAUCGAUUCUCUCUAUCAUGAAUAUUCCAUCUUGUAGAGAAUUAAAUUCUCUAUCCGAUGGUAUAUCAAGUCGCCCGUUGCAAUGGAAACUCUAGCCACACUGGCCGAUGAGACUUGCGAGAACCUCGCUUAAAAGUGCCAGAGUGACUUAUUUUUCCUUCGGAAGCCCCCUCUACAAAUCGAUUCUCUCUAUCAUGAAAAUUCCAUCUUGUAGAGAAUUUAAUUCUCUAUCGGAUGGUAUAUCAAGUCUCCCGUUGCAAUGGAAACUCUAGCCACACUAGCCGAUGAGACUUGCGAGAACCUCGCUUAUAAGUGCCAGAGUGACUUAUUUUUCCUUCGGAAGCCCCC